Numida meleagris (helmeted guineafowl) is the source of this 1993-nucleotide messenger RNA. RefSeq names its product alpha-methylacyl-CoA racemase (gene AMACR). Bases 224 to 1375 code for a protein of 383 amino acids. The record is from RefSeq and is a predicted model, not a curated record. Gene Ontology annotation, molecular function: alpha-methylacyl-CoA racemase activity. Gene Ontology annotation, cellular component: mitochondrion. Lineage: Eukaryota; Metazoa; Chordata; Aves; Galliformes; Numididae. Gene Ontology annotation, biological process: bile acid metabolic process. The transcript is spliced from 5 exons.
CACAUCCGCGAGCCUCAGCCUCACCGAAAGCCAACGGCGUGAGCGGGAAACCCGCUGCUCAGGAGACGGCGGGGCUCACGGUGGUGCACGGGCCCCCACCGAUGAGGGACCGACUCGAAAGACCUGAGGGGGUGGCACUGCCCGCUCCCCGCCGGGGCUGCCAGGGCCCGCUGCGGCCGUUCGAGGAUCGAUCUCUCGGCGCUCGGCAGGCGGCGGCCUCGCUAUGGCGCUGAGCGGGCUGCGGGUGCUGGAGCUAGCGGGCCUGGCGCCGGCGCCGCUCUGCGGCAUGAUCCUCGCCGACUUCGGGGCCCGGGUGGUGCGGGUGGACCGGGCCCCCCGCUCCGCCGUAGCCACCGACGUGCAGGGCCGCGGCAAGCGCUCCUUGGCGCUCGACCUCAAGCGGCCCCCGGGCGCGGCGGCCCUGAGGCGGCUGUGCAGUGGGUCGGACGUGCUGAUCGAGCCCUUCCGCCACGGUGUCAUGGAAAAACUUGGUCUUGGUCCAGAGGUCCUUCUGCAUGAGAACCCCAGACUCAUCUAUGCUAGACUUACUGGAUUUGGUCAGACAGGAAAAUAUGCCAAGUCUGCAGGUCACGACAUCAAUUAUGUGGCUUUAUCAGGUGUGCUGUCAAAGCUGGGUAGAAAAGGUGAAAAUCCAUAUGCACCUUUAAAUCUUCUAGCUGAUUUUGCUGGUGGAGGUGUGAUAUGUGCACUGGGCAUUAUUAUAGCCCUUUAUGAACGUACCAUAUCUGGCAAAGGGCAGGUUGUUGAUGCAAGUAUGGUAGAAGGAAUAGCAUAUAUAAGUUCUUUUCUGUGGAAAUCACAAAAUUUAGGACUCUGGAACAGACCACGAGGUGAGAACCUACUAGACAGUGGUGCACCAUUUUAUGAAACCUACAAGACCUCUGAUGGAAAAUUCAUGGCUGUUGGUGCUAUUGAGCCUCAGUUCUAUGACCAGUUAAUAAAGGGUCUUGGGCUGGAUUCAGAUAAACUUCCCAGUCAGUUGAGUUUCUCUGACUGGCCUGAAAUGAAGAAAAAGUUUGCAUCCAUCUUUGCACAGAAGACACAAAGUGAAUGGUGCAGUAUAUUUGAUGGAACUGAUGCCUGUGUGACCCCUGUUUUAUCCUUUGAUGAUGCUCCCUUACAUCAGCAUAACAAACAAAGGAGUUCUUUUAUCAAAAGUGAUCAGGAAGAGAUAAGUCCUAGACCUGCUCCUCUUCUUUCAAGGACCCCUGCUGUUCCAUCGUUUAAAAGAGAUCCUUUUAUAGGCGAGCACACAGAAGAGAUACUUCUAGAAUAUGGGUUUACUCAGCAAGAGAUUGCUAAACUUUAUUCUGAUAAAGUAAUAGAAUCCAACAAACUAAAAGCUAAUCUAUAAUCUGACGGUGCAAAUCAGAUGAACUUUGGGCUAAUGCAGUAAGAUUUUAUGUAUUGAAUUACAUGACAACUGAAUAUUAUUGUGCUGUUUCUUUUAAAUGAAUGUUUUAAAUGAAGUUUUAAAUUUAGUGGAAAACAGUGGGAGUUCUGUGUCUGCAUACCAGGAUGGUUUGUGGUCUACAGUGACACCAAAGAUGUGUUCUGAAGUUCUACACUAUUUGUCAUAGUAAGCAGAUGUAAGUCCUCAAAAUAUUUUUUAAAUGGUAUAUCCUGUGAAACUUUCAGUUCUUUUAACUCAUAGUUAAGCUGUUCCUUUGUAAUGUAUGCCAUAAUUACUUGAAGGCAAUACUCUCCUUAAAAUACAGUUACGUGCUUACUAAGUAGUUGAUUUUUUACUCAUAGAUUAAAGGGGAUUUUUAUCUUACCAUAUUGGUUGAUUUGCCUUAUCAUACCAAAACAAUGAUUCGAAUAAUUGUGUUGCUGCAGAGUUAUUAUGAUGAAGUAAUUGUAUUUAAUAUUCUGUCUACAUUUUGUUAAAACGGUCUCCUGAUUGUAUUACAUUCGGCUUCCUAGUUUGCCUGAAAAAUCAUUUCAGAAAUAAAUUCCUCAUUAUAAAAUA